This is a messenger RNA of Penicillium chermesinum, 1500 nucleotides long. RefSeq lists its product as uncharacterized. The transcript has 3 exons. Lineage: Eukaryota; Fungi; Ascomycota; Eurotiomycetes; Eurotiales; Aspergillaceae. The coding region runs from base 1 to 1500 and encodes 499 amino acids. The record is from RefSeq and is a predicted model, not a curated record.
AUGUCCACCAUGACUUCUUUGGAGAGGAGUCUCUCUUGUACCUCCAGCGCUUCUCUCUCCAUGUCAAGCCCUCGGCUCUCCGUUCGACGCGAGACCACACCGCCCGGCUCUGAACUUUCUCUCACCCAGCUCCAUGACCGCAUGAACCAACUGGACUCCCGCGAUGGCUAUGUCGACCGCCGGAACCGUGAGGAUGAUCACAUCCGCCGCGAAUUCGCCAACCACAGCGCCAUCUCUCAUCGGAUUGAUCUGAACGUGGUGGCCCUUCGGACUGAUGUGGACCAGAUCCGGAGUAGUAUCUUCCAGUUGAAGUCGAGUAUCGGCCAGUCCGGUACGGAGACUGUGUUUUUACGUGGAGAUGUGGAUCGGAUGCAGAAGACAUUGGACCAGCUCUACACCGAUACAGCCCAGAUGAAGUCUGAUAUUUGUGCAUCUCGUAUUGAUAUCAGCAAGCUUCAGACUGCCACCAACCAACUCCGUACCGAUCUUAUCACUCUUGAACACAAACUAUCCCAUCAACUGAAUUCCAUGGAAAGCCGGGUUAACUCGCGUAUCGAUUCUCUCCAGUCCCACAUGAGACAGUCGGAUCGUGUUCGCUUCAACUCUCUCGCCCAAACUGUCCACGCUCCCAUCACACCUGUCCCUGUCAUCUUGGAUGACGGCUCUCUCGAAUAUCCUACCUACUUCCCUCGGACUGUCUGGCGAUUCUGGUGUCUCAAGAAACGAAGUCGAGUCCACCGCUUAGUUGAACUCGCCGAGUUCUACCAACUUGAAGGUUACCAAAGCUGGUCUCGAAUGCAACCUACAGACAUCUUCUGUGAUGAUAGUGAUUCAAGUGAUGCCAGUGAUAGUGCCUUUAACAUGACCCGAUCUGAGGCUGUUGUCCAGUAUCCCGAUGCAGCCCAUCAAGCCCUGGCUGCUACGCUCGGUCUGGUAUAUUACAAGAUUCGGAACGAAGUGGGGGAGGGGCCCAAUGCCCACAUGAUGUCUCGUCCUCCCAAACGUCAGCAAGAUGACGUUGCUUCCAACAGCACCAGCAACAAAUCGAAGCCGGUCAAAAUGCCGCGCCGGCCCAGCGUUUCUGACAGUUUCUUACAACGCCUGAUCACCGGUCCAUCAAUUGAAUCAAAGUCCUCAACUUCUGCCGAGGAGUACGACAAGCUGGGGUGGAACCCAUUUGCUGAUGUUUCAGAGGAUGCCAUGCUCAAGCUACGCUCCAUUGACCCAGAUGACAUCGGCACUGUCUUGCGUGCUCUCGAGCAAGGACGACUCAAGCUCAAGCCUAGUAGAUCGGAGAAGCUCAAUAUGUCACCAACCGACUCCAAGGCCAGCAAGUCUUUUGAGAAAGCUGCUGACCCUGUGUCGGAAGUUGCAACUGUGCCUAACACCGUUCCUACCCAGCCGGUUACUUCCGCGGGCAAUAAUUUUAGCAAGAGUCACACAAGCUCUCUUCAAGGUGUUCCCCCCACUGCUUCGGAUUCCGACAGUUCGACCUCUUGA